GGCCAGUCAUGACGUCAGAAACCUGCGACAUGGCACGAAGGACCGCGCCGUAAUGAGUGAAGGAGAAGCUCGUAAUGUUAAUGAAAAUAGCAAUAUAAAAUAGUUAGCGCUCGUUAUUUACAGCAGACAGACUAUUAUUUCGCGACUGGUAAUGUUUGUGUGAUGUUUAAUUUUUUUUUUUUUUUUUUUUUUUUAAAUCUAAUUCAGAAAACAAUGGUGUAGAAAUCAGCCGAAACUGGAGGAACUCCAAACCCCGUAGCUAUAGAUACACAAGGGGUGAUGAUGAUGGGUGUAGUGUGUUUGCGGGAUGCUGCAGUGGGUUUAUUGUAGAAAUGAAGUGCGUCCCGUGAGAACUACAGAUAACAGUUUACUUCAUGCAUAUUCUCUAGAAAACGACAAAGUUUGUGGAAUGCAUUUCUUCAAAAAAUGCUCCGUGUUUAAAGUGGUGCUGAGUGCCCUGCUUAUGGUAGCCCUGCUGCAGCUGAUCUACUUGUCGUUCCUGUCAAAGCUACACGGCAAACAGCAGCGCUACAAGUACUCAGAGCUGUUCGGCUCCAAGAGGAACGCACAAACCAAUGAGAAGAACUCCAAACGAGAACGCCUGAGAUACUCCUUAUCCAGUGGAGGCAUCUUCGACAGCAGUGGUCAGUACCGUGUGUACAAAAACCUCAUCAAGAGUGACUUCUCCACCAACCAGAAGCUGGACGCAGAUCCGAGAUCCCAUCACCUCGCCUUGGUGACCCACACGACCAUCAAUAACCUUCAUCAUUUGGAUUCUCUGCUCGAACGCUGGCAGAAUCCGCUCUCUGUGGCGAUCUUCGCUCACGGCCAAGAUGUCAAGUUUGCCACGGCUUUCGUCUACGCCCUCAGUCUCUUCUGUCCACGCGUCCAAGCCUUGGUGGAUUUCCACUUGGUGUGCCACUCGGAGGAGAUUGCCAGCUUCCCGGAGCAAGACAGGGAGCACUUUGCUGGACUCGAGGAACAAGGCUGUCCUGGUGUCUUCGCUAAGCUCGAAUCCCACCGGGACAAGUACAAGAACUACGCUAUGGGAAGAAACGUCUCCUACCCCAAUAACCUUCUCCGCAACGUGGCCCGGACAGGCACGGACGCCGCCUACGUCCUCGUCCUUGACAUGGACAUGGUACCCAGCGCAGACCUGCAUCAUCAGUUUGUGAUGAUGCUGAUGAAGCGUGAGCCGGCCCCGGAUGAGGUUCUGGUCCUGCCUGCUUUUGAAAUUCGGCACACACGCAAGAUGCCUGCCACGAAAUCCGAGCUUGCGCAGCUGUACCUAGUCGGUGAGGUGAGGCCCUUCUAUGAGGAACUCUGCCCACGAUGCCAGGCACCUACCAACUACUCCCGCUGGAUUAAUCUGGUUAGCAAGAGCUCCGGACCUCUGGAGGUGGCGUAUAUGCAGAACUGGGUCGACCCGUGGGAACCCUUUUACAUCGGGGCUAAAUCGGUGCCACUGUAUGACGAGAACUUCAGACAAUACGGCUUCAACCGUAUAAGUCAAGCGUGUGAGCUUCAUGUGGCAGGGUUCAGGUUCUCCGUGGUGAGUAACGCCUUCGUGGUGCAUCGAGGCUUUAAGGUCCAGGGCGACUUCCACAGCCGCAAGGACGAAGAGAACCGCAGAAACCGCCUGCUCUUCCGCAGCUUCAAGGAAGGUCUGAAAAACAAAUACCCCAACUCCCCUCGCCACUGCUGAGAUCUCCCGGGGAACAUCCGGGCCUCGAUAGUGAAGCUUUAAGGUACAACAGAAUGAUGAAGAAAUGGGUUACCAGUGCGGCACUCUGGUGCAGAAGUGCUUGAUAUACGAUGUAAACAAACAAAAAUUACUCUUUGUUACAAUUUCCGAUGUUCUGAUGUCAUGGCACACGAUUUGGACUUGCAUACUAACUGUGUACUAAUAGUAUGCGACAAUCCAGGUGUAGAAAAUGUGACGUUUCUUAUCGAUUAUGUAACGUAUUGUGGUUGAUCUGUCACUACACCGAACGGAGAACAGGGUCUCUUAUCAACGUCACACAAUGCCAAGGAUAUUACAUUACUAUAUCUGUUUUAUGAUUACAUCCAUAUGAAAAGUUCUCCGUCUGUGUCCGAAAGCCUCGAUUGUGAAGUAUUUGCGUUAUUACUGUUGAUUAAACAUUCACACACACACACACACCCCCUCAGAUAGUACAGUUUAGCUAUUUUUUAUUACCCACUUUACUUCAUCUCGAGUCUUUUCGAGAUCACAGUGAACCAUGAACAGUGUUAUAUUCUACAGCGUUAAACACUGUGUCGUGAAGGAUAUGGGUGUAUCCAAAGGUAAGAACACUACAUCAGAAGAUAAAUACUGCAGAACUACAUCGUGUCCCAAAAGUCUCCAUACAUAGGGGACUACAGCGUUUGCGCCGAUUCUCGAUUGGUCCACAAAAACGUCCACUCUUUUGGAAUUUAUUAACAAGUUUAGUUACAGUGUGGUGUGUGAUGUGCUCACCGUGUGUCCUGUUAAAGUCCAUCGCAACCUUGCGACGGCUUCCUGAUCCAGCCGUGAGAAUGAUUUCAAUACGUUCUUCUUUUGUAUCCUAUCUGGCAAAAAAAAAAAAAAAAAAUCUCUAUAUAAUAUAAACUAAGUGUGAGAGAAUUUGGUGUUCAUUUCCCCUACAUACAGAGACGUUUGGGACACCCUGUAGUAUAGGUGUGAUGAUGUACUGUAGUGUAACUACACACUACUGAGACGGUCAGUCAGGUUCUCUUUACACUGAUCCCGAAGCUAUGAUAUGUGAAAGUAGACUGACACUGACCAACAGAACGCUGUUAGUAAUACUGAAUUUGAACAAAGUGGCUGUGUGAGGAUUGUGUAACGUGUGUCUAUAUUCACCUGGAAUUGUUCACAGAAAAGAGACUGAGAUAAAACUCCUUUAAAUUAUGAUUAUUGUGUCUAAAUGGUGUGAUUAAUUGUAACAUAAUUAAAGGUAUGUAACUGAUAUUAAAACCCCUUAUUAUUAUUAUUAUUAUUAUUAUUAUUAUUACGACAGCGUUGGUGUUACACUAAUUAAAACCGAUAUACAUUUCAUUGCCGCUGAGUAAGAAGAAAAGUGUUGAUUGCUAUUUUCCUCCUUAAAAUAGUCUUUUCAUAGCAUUUUUCUUACAUGAACCACUGUUUCAGAGCACAUGCUCUCUUCUGUUCUGACUAAAGGGUGUGAUUUGUACAUAUUUCUAUUUCAUUUAUUUUUUGCAAGAGUUCUUUGUUAAUGUCCGUCUUAACUGAUAACGUUGUGUUAUUUCUGUCUAACGCUACCUUCACUGUCGAUCUGUGUUAUUAUCCACUAAAACUGAACCCAAAUCACAAUGGCCAAUGUACAACACCGCUGUAUUAACACCAGGGAGAAGCGUAUAGGAGCUGACUGGUAGGGAUUUUUCUCCCAGUGUGUUUGUCAUUAUGCCUUUUUGUGUCCAUUUGUAGCACUUUUGAAAGUAUUUUUGAAAAGAUUUUUUUUUUUUGUUAUGUGAUCAUUUCUUUGAUGCGGUGAAUUCUAUAAUGACACUAUAAUGUAUUUGUCAGUAUUUGAGUAAUGCUUGACUUGUAAGUAGUGACAGGAUAUUUUAUUAUACACUGAUAAAUGAAUAAAUGUGUGUGAAUAUCACAG
This is a messenger RNA of Ictalurus punctatus (channel catfish), 3629 nucleotides long. It is a transcript of the gene b4gat1, whose product is annotated as beta-1,4-glucuronyltransferase 1. Bases 308 to 1705 code for a protein of 465 amino acids. The record is from RefSeq and is a predicted model, not a curated record. The transcript has 2 exons. NCBI's taxonomy places the organism in Eukaryota, Metazoa, Chordata, Actinopteri, Siluriformes, Ictaluridae. Gene Ontology annotation, molecular function: glucuronosyltransferase activity.